AUGGCGCCAAAGCAAUCUAAGGUUCAGACGGAAAAGCCAAAUAUUGCAAAGCCAACUAGGAGUUCAGCCUCAACUUUGUCAGUUUUCAGGGAGAUAUACACUGAAUACAAACAAAAUACUCCUCGCAAGUUGAGGUUAAUAGACGCUUAUCUCGUGUAUAUUUUGGUAACGGGAAUAUUUCAGUUCGUAUACUGUUGCCUCGUCGGGACCUUCCCUUUUAAUGCGUUUUUGGCUGGAUUUAUCUCCACGGUUGCUUCCUUUAUACUUGCCGUAUGUCUACGUAUGCAUUCAAAUCCCGGGAACAAAGACGUUUUCCCCUCUUUCAUGCCUGAGCGCGCCUUCGGGGACUUCAUAUUUGCGCACGUUGUUCUGCACUUGGCUGUUUUCAAUUUUAUGGGUUAGAAUACGAUGACUCAAGUUGUCUGCCUUUCAAUACCAAUUCAUCUCUUCGGAGUGUGGGCUGUCCUUUGUACCAUGAGUUUUUACAAUUAAAUCUGGUGCCGACGUAUUCACCCUUUACUGUGAUUCAAAGUGUUGAUACAGCAAACUAGUGGGUUUUCCAUUCCGCAGAGAUUCCACGGUUUUAAGCUCUCAGUCACCAUAGGUGUUAACCGAAGUCGAUCAGGACUGGAAGAACGCGGAGCCUUAGAAUUCAUACAUCCAGAAAGCGAUUUUGUAUCCAUAUAUCUCACUAAAAAUAAAGAUCUACUUGUACUUGUGCUUCGUACGACUGCAAUUUAGCCGGCCCUGACGAUGGCCCGAGCUUUACCUCUUCACACAUAACUACCCUCGGUAGCGGAUCUGGACAGUUCAACCCAUUCUCUUCGACAACGACGAGGAUCAAAUACCGAAGAUCCAAGAGCUACUAUGUGCUAACGAACAAUGUCGAGCUAGGUUUUGGAUUGACCCGCGUUUCAACGCCUACAGUGGGGUAACGGUGCCGUAUCAAGGACAUUGACACAGAGCUCCCGAGGUGUAUGACAAAGAACGUGCCUAAGCCACCUCAUUUGUUUUUCUUGGGUGGCCUGGGUUAUCCUUGCAAUGUUGCCGCUGCGAGUGCGAACUGUAUCAUUUGAGACGAAGUCAGCGUACUUCACCUGAAAGAUGGUUUUCAAGCAGUGGUGGCCAAAUACCUCCAGUUUUCGCUCGUCCUCCACGCGCUUAUCCCAGCAUUUACAGCCGUAGCGAAGGACAGACUGGACGGAUGCACAGUACGCCCGAAUCCUAGCGGCGAGGGGGAUGUCGCGUCGGAUCCAUAGUGUUUUCUAAUGCCUGAAAAAACCGGGCAGGCACCACCAAUUCGGGAAAAAAUGUCGUUCUUUCUCUGUCCAUUCGACAGCAACCUCGCUCCGAGGUAUUUAGAACUGUCUACCUCUUCCGGUUGACAGCCAUCAAUUUUGAGAGGUGCCUUUUCCUGGCCAGGGACGCAGCUUGAAAAAGGUUAGUCUUCACAUCGUUUAUGGAUAAACCGACCGAUUUAGUGAUCUCGUUCACCCGUGACACCAUAGACUGCAGAUCCCCAGGACUUAAAGCAAGUAUGACGAUAUCCACGUCCUAGUCGAGACCAGUCAGCCGGCGUCCUGGCGCAAACUCAGAACGGUAAUCUUUGUGCAGCCCCCUCCCCGAGGAUCCAGUCAAUAGCGUAGUCCAAUAGAACGGGAGGCAGGGCACAACCUUGUCGAACGCCAGACCGAAUACCGAACGGUUGAGAAAGAUUGCUAUGGACCAGAACUCACAGUGGUGUAGCUGUAAUAGGCCUUGAUCACAGUGAUGGUUUUUGGCGGUACACCAUCUAGUGCCAUUGUCCACCACAAAGACUUACGGUGGGCGGGAUCGAACGCGAUGGCGGUCAGCAAAAGAGAAAGCCGUCGGUUGUUGGUAGCUGUCGCGGAAUCCAAGAACGCGCGUCAGUGUGAACACCUGGUCCGCACAUCCACGUCUGCCAUAGAGUCCACUUUGGUUGGAUCACGUCCGCGAGUCAUGCACAGCCUGGAAUCACUGGAGAAGGACAAUAACGAUGAUCUUCGCAGCAACGUCGAUGAGGCUUAUGCUGCGGUAGUUCUCGCAUCUCGUCGUAUCUUCCAUCGUGAAGACUGGUGCAAGGACCUCGUAGAGUUACGCGCAGCCUGGAAUCGCCUGAGAAGGACUUAA
This is a messenger RNA of Spirometra erinaceieuropaei, 2151 nucleotides long. The record is from the annotation of a GenBank genome assembly. NCBI's taxonomy places the organism in Eukaryota, Metazoa, Platyhelminthes, Cestoda, Diphyllobothriidea, Diphyllobothriidae.